This is a messenger RNA of Hippopotamus amphibius kiboko, 1578 nucleotides long. It is a transcript of the gene REELD1, whose product is annotated as reeler domain containing 1. The transcript is spliced from 6 exons. Lineage: Eukaryota; Metazoa; Chordata; Mammalia; Artiodactyla; Hippopotamidae. Bases 1 to 1578 code for a protein of 525 amino acids. The record is from RefSeq and is a predicted model, not a curated record. Gene Ontology annotation, molecular function: oxidoreductase activity, acting on metal ions.
AUGAGGGUCCCUGCGGCCCUCGCAGGCUGGGCCUGUGCCGCCCUCUGCCUGGCGUCCAGCUCCUCUGCCUUUUCCCACGGGGCCGGCUCGGUGGCCUGUAUGGACAUGCAGCCCAAGCACAUUCCAGCCCAGCCUCAGAACCCCAGGACCCACCACAUCACCAUUCUCACCGGCAGCUCUUCCUACGCACCGGGUGACACAGUUUCAGUGGCUGUGAGGAGCAGUCGUGAUUUCACGGGAUUUCUACUUCAGGCCCGGAGAGUGUCUGAUCAUCAGAUAGCUGGCACUUUUGUUUUCAUUCCUUCUCAUUCCAAACCGAUGGCUUGUUUUGAAGAGGCUGACACAGUCACCCACGCGGACAAGUCCCGGAAGAGAAACCUGUCGUUUGAGUGGCGGGCCCCUGCCCAGCCCGCGGGGGACGUCAGGUUCCUUUUAUCAGUAGUCCAGUCAUAUUUCGUUUACUGGGCGAGGAUUGAAUCAUCUAUUGUGUCUCAACAGACACACAGUAGAGAUCAUUCUGACGGCCACGUGGAGCCUGGCUCGCCAGCGCCAAACCCUGGGCAGAGGCUGGAGGGCAUGGGAGGACCUGCCCCAGCUCCCAGUCUCCCCGUCGCUCUUCCUCAGCAGCACACAGAUGUCUCUGCUGUGGCCGUACCUGGAGUUGCAGAAGAGGGCAGCUUAGAUCCUGUUCCUGCCAGUGUUUGGGUGACAGAGCCUCCCGGGGUGGCAAAGACUCCAUUCCAAGCAUCUUCACACAUAGCUGCUGUAGUCAGCGAUGGCCACCAACCCAGUGGGGAGAGCAGCCCAACCCUGGAACCAUCCCUGGACAUUCAUGGGCUGGAGAGGUUCAUGGCCAUCAGGGGAUUCUCCUCAGAGAGCUUUGCUUCCAGUCCUAGCACCCACCGCAGGACUCAGAAGAAUCCAAGCUUUGAUGCAUUGGAAACUUGCCUUCCCUCGGAUAGGGAAGAACAGGACAAGAUGAAGGCCUCUAAUAGAACGGUGAUGAGGCUUCCUCUGCACACUGUCCAUCUUUCUUAUCCUCGCCUCUGGUCCUCUGGGGCAUUCACUGGACACGGGGCCGGGGCAGUCAACCCAACCCCUGUCCUCCGCACCUCUGCCACCUCCAGGCCGCCCACUGCUGAUGGCCAGUCAGAGGCAUCAAGACCCUCUGCUAGCUUCUUGCCUCAGUCAAAGCACAAGGAGCCCAGAGUAGGGGAGGGUAGUGAAGAGAGUGGUGUGGGACACCCCAGGAAGACCAACCCAAGGCCUGAGGUUGGGCAAGGUGACGCCAGGGCCCCUUCGGGGAUCCAGCUGGGGACCCCGCAGCUGGGACUCCUGCUUUGCCUUUCGGCUGCUUUGGGCAUGGCCAUGGCUGUUGGCCUCCGCUACCUGCACACCCAGUAUUGCCACAAGCAGACAGACGUGUCCUUGAGUGAGCCUGCCAGGGAUGCAGUUGCCAGGAGUGAUGGUGGCGAGAUCGUGCAUGUCAGGAGGAUCGGGGAGAACAGUUUUGUUUUGCUUGAAUCGGAAUACAACUGGAUCGCGCCCUCUGUGGGAAGCAAGAAAACAGUCCUCUGA